AUGUCUUCUGCAAAUACUGUUCCGGAGACUCCUCGAGUUAUCUCUCCGUCGCCUUCUCUCUCCGACAGAUCUGACGCACGUGACGGGUAUUUUGCUCCGACGACGAGGUCGGCGUCGCGCCGACAGAAGCUGUCUGAAGUCUCAGAUGAAGGGCCUGAUUCGGGGAGAUCGCACAGCCCACCCGAUACAACGACCUCCCCCUCGCGCAACCGUCGGCCAAAACGUCGGUCAAACCCGAAAAUCCCAGCCUCGCCCCCAGCCGCCAACGGGAACACGCCCAAUGGGUUUCUGUCGCCAAAGCUUCCGGAUGCUUUGCGCGACAUUUCACGAUCGCCCUCACCGCUCGACCUGAUUCCUCUUCACACGCGGUACCGCAGCUUCAUUCACCGCCAUGAAAUCCCUCGGAAGCUCCUGCACGUUUCCAUCGGGUUCCUGACGCUUCACCUCUACAGUCGUGGUGUUCAGACGCUACAAAUCACCCCAGUGCUCUUCUCCGCGCUAGUCCCCAUUGCAGUUACAGACUUCGUGCGCCAUCGCUCGGAGAAAGUCAACAAACUUUACAUUCGUUGUAUGGGGGCGCUCAUGCGCGAGACCGAGGUCUCCGGAUAUAAUGGGGUGAUCUGGUAUCUCCUCGGCGCAUACGUCGUCUUGCGGUUCUUCCCCAAAGACGUUGGUGUCAUGGGUGUGCUUCUUCUGAGCUGGUGUGAUACCGCUGCUUCUACAUUCGGCCGUCUCUAUGGCCGCUACACACCGCGUCUACGGCCGGGCAAGAGCCUGGCUGGGACCAUGGCCGCUUGGUUGGUUGGCGUCGUCACGGCCGCAGCAUUCUGGGGCUGGUUCGUGCCCUAUAUGGGCAGCUUCCCCAGCGACCCGGAAGACGCAUUUAUGUUUACCGGUCGCUUGAACUUGCUUCCGGACUGUGUCCGGGGUCUUUUGGGCUGGGAAGCUGGUGAUGCCAGCUCCACUACAGUCACUGGCCCACUGGCUCUGGGUAUCAUGAGCGUUGUUUCUGGCUUUGUGGCCGCCAGCAGCGAGUUCAUCGACCUGUGGGGUUGGGAUGACAACCUGACGAUCCCUGUUUUGAGCGGACUCGGCCUUUGGGGGUUCCUGAAGGUUUUCGGCUAA
Molecule: messenger RNA, 1125 nt
Organism: Penicillium canariense
Lineage: Eukaryota; Fungi; Ascomycota; Eurotiomycetes; Eurotiales; Aspergillaceae
Product: diacylglycerol/polyprenol kinase family protein
Exons: 1
Coding region: 1-1125 (374 amino acids)
Biological process (GO): phosphatidic acid biosynthetic process
Cellular component (GO): endoplasmic reticulum membrane
Molecular function (GO): ATP-dependent diacylglycerol kinase activity
Source: RefSeq, a predicted model, not a curated record